Messenger RNA from Mugil cephalus (flathead mullet), 6904 nucleotides. RefSeq names its product probable G-protein coupled receptor 158. Gene Ontology annotation, biological process: G protein-coupled receptor signaling pathway. Gene Ontology annotation, molecular function: G protein-coupled receptor activity. The record is from RefSeq and is a predicted model, not a curated record. The transcript has 13 exons. Bases 757 to 4617 code for a protein of 1286 amino acids. Gene Ontology annotation, cellular component: membrane. Lineage: Eukaryota; Metazoa; Chordata; Actinopteri; Mugiliformes; Mugilidae.
AACAGGAGAUACAUCCUAGUCUGUUUGCCUCUCACCAUCCCCUCUUUUCUUUUGGAUUCAGUUUUAUUUUGUAUUUGUAGAUUGAGUCUAAUUCCCAGGUUGCUCCUCCGCAUCUUCAUCCCUCAAGGCUCUGCUUCAUCACCACAGCCACUCUCGUGUUUCUUCCUACGGGCGCUACUUUCAGCACCGGACAGCUCCCAUCGUUUCCCACGCUCCGCCCACCUCCGGCAGACUGGCAGUAAGAAACAACCACACACACACCGGUGGGCGACACUUCAGGUGGCCUAUUAGGAUUUUAUUGGGAGGGACGGAACUUCAAGAACAAUUUGCUCCCUUCCUCGUCGUUCCACUCCUCUCACAUGGAUCUCGAUAGGAGUAUAAAAAGAGAGCCCUCGCUUAUGCUUCGUACGAAUGGAUCGCGGACUGAUGGAGAGACGGCGUUGUUGUUUUUUCAUGAGUUGGGAGGCUGGGGGCUGUCUGGGCAGCUGUUGUGAUCACAUUGUGUUAUUAUAAAAAACGGAACAGAAGAGAGGGAAAGUCUGCGUUCUCUUGGGCUCAGACAAAAGAUGCACGGAUGAGGAGUGUUUGGUCGUUUUUCAGCUUGAUCCUGGGUAUGCAAUCCAAACAUUCUCUGGCGUUUUAAAGUGUUUGUAAUCUCUUGAAGCAGCAGAAGAAAGAGGGUGCCUUUGGUAAUGCUCGCCACACUUUACGAAGUGGCCACAGUGUCUCCUCAGUGCCUGUGAUAAGGAAGGAACGAUGGCUCUCCUAGUCGUCCCUCUGCUCCUGCAAACGGGACUCGUUCUGGGAUCAAACUAUGGUUACGUGGAGUGGUCCGAUAAUGACCGGGACGAGAAGAACCCACCAGUCUUCAGCACCCAAAACAUCAACAGGGAGCCGCCCCACCACCACCCGACCUACUCGGUACCUGCCACCGAGCGCACGGUUGUGGCGCACAAAAUUGAGGAGGACUUACCGAGAGUGGUGACCGCUUUCCUGCACACAGGGGACUCCUCGGCGCUGAGACAGGUCAACUGCUCCCGGAGGUACGAGCUGAGCAGCCUGCGAGGCGGCCUGCACGUCGCCUCCCACUAUUCCCUGCACAGCAUUCUGGACACCGUAGCGCACGCCACGAACUUCCUAAAUAUGAUCCUGCAGACCAACAGGUCCCGGGAGCAAACCUUCCGCAGAGACAUCCACUGGUACCACGCGCUGGUCCAGAGCAUCCUCGAGGGGGAUCCCAAGAUCCACAGGGCGGUGGUGACCUUACACACGGACGCGCCGACGCCGGGGCCACACGUUUUCCUCCAGGCCACAAGGACCGAGAAGGAGGUGGUGUUGCAGGACCUGUCCAGCUCCGCGCACCGUCACCUGAAGGGCAGGGGUCCGGAGGCGGACUGGUUUAAUGAGUUUAGGGACGGCAGGAGAUUCCCCAUGCACAGAAGAAUCCCGGACGAAUCAGGGUACAAGAAGGGAAGUUACCUACUGGACAAAAACCAAAUCAAGUGGUCUGCGCCUUACCUGGAGUGUGAGCAUGGGGCGUUUGUGCCUUACUGGCUGCUCACCUUGUCUGCUGGCUUCUAUGGACUGAAGAGCAACACAGCGCCAGAGUUCAGGGGCGUCGUUCGUGUGGAUGUGAACCUUCAGGACGUAGACAUCGAUCAGUGCUCCAACAGUGGCUGGUUUGCCGGCACUCAUCGCUGUAACCUCACCAGUAUGGAAUGCACCCCCAUCGUUGGCCACGGAUUUGUGUUGGACAAGUACAAGUGCCAGUGCAGGAGAGGAUUUUACCACCCGAGCCGAGUGGCGCUCAAUGGCUUUAAAAGUAAGGAGCUGGGUCCUCACAGAGACGAGGCCUCCGAUAUAUCCAGCAAGUGCCUGCCGUGCCGCGAGGGCUGCCCUUACUGCCGGGACGACACACCCUGCCUGGUGCAGGAGGACGGCGCUCUGCGUCUCGCUGCCGCCUCCUUCCAGGGUCUGUGCAUGGUGCUGGACCUGGCCAGCAUGGUGGUGGUAUACCACUUAAGGAGAAACAAGAGCAUCCGUACAUCUGGUCUCAUUCUGCUGGAAGCCAUCUUGUUUGGGGCGUUGCUGCUCUACUUCCCAGUGAUGAUCUUGUACUUCAAUCCCAGCGUGUUCCGAUGCAUCCUCCUGAGGUGGGUCCGCCUGCUGGGGUUUGCCAUCAUGUACGGCACCGUCGUCCUCAAGCUGUACAGGGUACUAAAGGUGUUCCUAUCCCGCACGGCCCAGAGGAUGCCUUACAUGACUAGCUGGCGGGUCCUGCGGCUGCUGGCGGUGAUCCUUCUGGUGGUGCUGUGGUUCCUGGUGGCGUGGACUUCAGCCGUAUGCCAAAACCCCGAGCUGAGUCACGCUCUCAUCACCGCAGGCCUCACCCCAGAGGGAAUGCAGUUCAGCAUGUGUCUGCUGGAUCGAUGGGAUUACAUGAUGGCAGUUGCUGAGUUCCUGUUCCUGCUGUGGGGCGUGUACCUGUGCUACGCCGUCCGCACCGUACCCUCGGCUUUCCACGAGCCACGUUACAUGGCCGUGGCCAUCUACAAUGAGCUCCUCAUAUCAGCCAUCUUCCACAUCAUCAGGUUCUCUCUGGUGCCGGGGCUGCACCCAGACUGGAUGCUCAUGUUGUUCUUUGCUCACACUCAUCUGACUGUGACUGUGACUCUGGGCCUGCUGCUCAUUCCUAAGUUUCUGUCCAAAGGGACUCAGGCCAGGGAUGACAUUGCCACUGAGGCCUAUGAGGAGGAGCUGGAUAUGGGAAGAUCUGGCUCCUACCUCAACAACAGCAUCACCUCAGCCUGGAGCGAGCACAGCUUGGACCCUGAGGAUAUCCGGGAUGAGUUGAAGAAGCUGUACGCCCAGCUUGAGGUCUACAAACGAAAGAAGAUGCUGGCCAACAACCCUCACCUUCAAAAGAAGCGCAACUCCAAGAAAGGCCUGGGUCGCUCCCUGAUGAGACGGAUAACAGAGAUCCCAGAGACCAUGCACCUGCACCGCCAGUGCAGCCGCGAUGACGGCAGCGAACACGGCAGCAACCGAAGCACUUUGAGGAAAAACAACUUUGAGCCGAGCCACCACGGAAAACCUCGAGACGACUCCCUGAAGAACAAAGUCAUGGGCUUGAAGAAGUCGCUCAGCUAUGAUCAUGUUUGUGACCAGGAAGAAGAAGCUGGAAGUCAACCUGGCUCAGCUACAGGGGACAAAAUGACUCCUGUAGGAGGCGGUGGGGAAGGUUCUCUACUGGGAUCUCUCAUCGGCCGGAGACAUGCCAAGAAACAGCUAGAACCCACAGCAACUCCACCGAGACUGGAACCGGCUGAAUCCACUGAAUCUGUGCCACUGUUUUGGAAAUCAGCCAGCGCUCAUAACUUAAUGCACGAGAAGAAGCCUGUGCACCUCCGGACCUCCAUCAUGCAGAAGUCUCUGAGCGUGAUUGCAAGUGCCAAGGAGAAGAUGCCAGGACUUGCCAACAAGACUCAAAGUGUGGAGGACGCCAGUAAGAAGGGCCUGAAGGGACAGGAGGGGAGAAUGCUGUCAGAGGUGGAUGAGACACCAGAGCAUUACCCCAAGAUGAUCAUCAGCCAGUCAGUAGAGUACUCCAAGACACCCAUGAAGAUGGGGAUAAUGAAACAACAGGUGAGUGGCAGCCAGCCAUCUAUUUGCUCUGAGACUGGGAGGAAUCUUUAUGAUGUAUCUGAGGUUUGUCCCUGGGAGCUGGAAGAACCUCAGACUCCCUCUGAGUCGAAGACCCAGAAGCAUGUUUCCAUCGCUCCUGGAGAAACCACGACAGGCCGGAGAGGCAGCAGCAGCUCUGGAAUCAGCAAAGGAAGUCGGUCCCAACAGAGGCAAAAAACAGGACAGUCACCUUCAAACAGACGCCGCUCCAAAGAUAAGUCAGGAGAAAGGGAUGAUGGGAGGGAAUCACGGAAAUCUCGGCCGCCCAGGUCGCCUCUCCCUCUCAAGCCAGAUGUGUGCCCCUGGGAGUUCGAAGAGCAGCCCAUGCUGGGAGGAGAUUCGGAUUCCAUCUCUCCAGACAGAAUCAGGCGUAAGAAAAGUGUCACACCCACUGAUGGGAAACCCAAAGGGCUCCACUCAGACCACUCCAAGUCCACAGGGAGCCUUUUACAGCCUCCGUCUCUAAUGGUUGAAAUCUGCCCAUGGGACUACAACAGUCCCCCUUCACCCAAGGAGAAGAGCUGCAGCAGUCCCACCACGCACAAGAAGAAACGGAAAGGCUCCUGCUCGUCCAACCACAGAGCCGAGAAGGAGAAAGGGAGGGAGAAAAGCAGAGAAAGGCGGAGCUCCUCCAGCAAGCCGCCAUCAGAGAGGAGGCGGGUCAGCCAGUCAUCAGAAUGCAGCGGGACGCAUUCUGAGCGGCGGAGGAGCUCAACAAGAGACCCAGAGUUGAUGGAGAUCAGGAGGGCGGAGGUUUUCUCCCGGGAGACUGAGCACUCACACACCAGCUCGGCUCAGACUAGAAAAUCACCAGAGAAGAAGAAAGAGGGCUCUUUGAGUGGUGGUUACAAACCUGUGGUCACGAGUGGGGCAAAGAUGGUUGAUGUUUGCCCCUGGGACUUUCCGGAGAAAGACUCUGGAGAGAGGGCAUGAUGACUGGUUUGCAUUGUUUUGUAUUCACAGACUGACUGCGCAGAGAACACAGCAAAGGAAUGAUAAAGAUUUUUCGUUGCAUUCAAAAAGAGUUUUCUCUGGGUCACCUUAGUUAGAGAGAUAUUGUGAGGGAAGGAACAUUUGUCCACAGAUGCAAUCUGGAUGUGACAAUUUGCUAAACAGCAAACAUCUCAUCGUUACAUUGCAGUGAACGCAACCUCUAAGUCAUUUUUGUCAGCACUUUUGCUUGCAUAUUUGGCAGAGUUACAUAAUUUGUAUGUUAAUCACGUUCGAGUAUGUGAAAUACAUUUUAAAAAGAGUCAUACCUGUGUUUACCAGCAGAUCUGACAAUCAUUCACUCAAAAACACAGUGAAUUUUUAGGCAUGCGAUUUUACGCUGAUGAUAGCCUACGUUACGCAGCAAGCCAGUGGAGACUGCAUCAGAUGCUAAAAGAAAUAAAAGACCUAAGGAAAAAAAAAACAGUGAGCUCUGAGAAGCAGGACCAAAGCCCCAGACACAACUGCGAUGCCUUAUCUUUAGGCCAAAUACAUAAUUCAUGACACGGAGAUGAUCUGUUAUAUUAGAGAAACAUGGGAAUAGUGAAAACUAAUAAGGGAAAACUGUAUGUUUUAGUAAAAGGUCUCCAUAUUCAGUAUCAUGUGUUUUACUAAAAACUAAAAAAAAAAAAAAAAAACUAAAAAAAAAAAGCCAUUGCAUGUGGCCGUCAAGCAUCCAACAACUAAAUGUUUAUUGGUCAACUUUUACUCAAAUAUGACAGUGGAACUUUUGAUGUUGUUGCCUGUGGUAUUUGUUUCUUUAUGUACCACAUGAUGAUUCUGAAAUGAGGUGCAUUGCUAUCAAUAAUGUACACACAUAUGUCAAAUGUCUUGCAGUGGCAGUUGAGACGUACUGAAAUAUCCAUGACAUCUACAUUCAUCAACUGUUUCCAUAUUCCUUUCCCCUGUGGUUAAAAAGGACAGUCUUGCAUCAUGGGCUGUGGUAUCUGCACAUACAUUGAAAUUGUGAUGAAGUCUUUCAAGGACCAAAACCGAGCCCCGAGAAGGGUGGAUGAUGUGAAUAAUCCACUGUUUCCCUCUCAUACUUAGCUGCAUUAUACAUCUGUAUGCGCCUUCCUUCAAAUCUUUGCACAUUUUCAAUUGCUCUAACCACAAGUAUGCAUGACCAAAGCUUUUUUUUUUUUUGCCUUUUUCUUGCUGACAGAAUAUGAGUAAUUUAACAUCUCAGCUUUCAUCUCCAACAACAACAGUCAGCCUUUCUGUCCUGUGACCACCACUGACACCUAAUGCAAUGCAGUCACACACAAUAGUCACUUCAGUUUUAUUAUGGUUGGUUGUGUGUGCACAGGGACCACUAAAAUUCACCUUCAAGCAUUGAAAAAUCAUUGCAUAUGUUAUUAAAAGAAUACGAAAGGUGGGAUGGGACCAUGUGGAAGGUUCCUAGGACUUUUAGUACCAGGAACUUCUAUAAAGGAAGUAAAAGUUUUCUUCAGACUUGUCUGUGUUUCCACCUUGGUCUAAGCACCCAAGUAUUUUCAGAAAAAAAAAAAUUACGGCGUGUGAAAAAGUUACUACACUCCAGUCCUGCAGGUGGCGGUAAUCCAGAAGACAAUACAACAACAGUAAAGUCAUGUAAAGAGGCAGACAGACAUUUUUGUAAGACUGCAACAACAGUAAGCAUGGAUGAAAUUUACUGCUUUGUAUAUGGGGUCAUUUAGUAAAACUGCAAUUUGAUACUGACAAAUGAAAUAAAAUGCUGACUGUCAAAUAAAAUGCUGCAAGCUCUUAACCAAUCACAAAUGUUCGGCACUGGUAACCACCAAAUCUCUUGUAUUAUUGAAAAGUACCAAUAGUGGGACAUUUUAAAAUAAUUCUCCAGGGACUUAAAUUAGAGUUUCUCCAAAGGUUCCUAGUCCCUGGAGAAAGUUCCUGCUGUGGUAAUGCAGCUAUCGAUAUAUUCAUUGUGCGUUAUAGGACGGAACUUCCUGUGGGUAUCCCUGGAAAGAACAUCAAGAAAAUGAAAGGCUUCAUAAAUAAACAUGAUUGCUUAUGUUCACGAGCUUCUUUUUCUAUCAGAUGACACUGUUUGAAGUGGAAUGUCAUGUAUUUUAUGCUUGUUAUACUCUGUAGUGCUGCUUCCGAAAUGUUGCAAAUUGCUGUAGCAUCCACAUGGGAUUAUUUAUAUCGUUCAUAUUGUGUUGCAUGUACAUAAAGUAAAUACUCUGUUCUCAGUUCUGGAUUAAAUAUUUAUAUAAAACCCCAAGUUUAA